GCGGCACAAGGCACACAGACAGAAAGAGAACACACGCCAAGAAGCAUGUUCUGUGUAAUUGAGAUUAAGGAUGUGAUACGGCUCAAGCCGAAGCGGUUUGCCACGGACCGCAACGAGGCCCUUGCCUUUGAAAUCAACAAGAUGUUCACCAACAAAGUCAUCCACAAGCGAGGGCUGGGCAUCUGCUUGUUUGAUUUGUUGGACAUUGGCGACGGAGAAAUCCACCCGAGCGACGGUGCUGCACAUGUGCACGUGACCUUCCGCCUACUCAUGUUUCGCCCAUUCGUGGGCGAGGUCCUCAAGGGCACGAUUCGCAGCUGCUCGCGUGACAGCGGCAUUCGCGUGUCCCUGGGCACGUUCUUCGACGACGUUGUGAUUCCGCCAGACAAGCUGCGGCCGGGGAGUUUCUUUGACGAAGCGAAGCAGACGUGGAUCUGGCGCUACUCUGCAGACGACGCCGUCCACGACCUCGAAUACUCCCUGGAAGACGAGAUUUACUUUAUGGUGGACGAAGAAAUCUUCACCGACAUCCCGCCACGCACGCGCUUGGAGUCGAAGAAGGCGGCCGAGGAAACCGCAGCGCAACAAGUCCCAUACCUCAUCAAGGCGAAAGCGGACCUUGAUGGCCUUGGCAUGUGCGAGUGGUGGGACUUGUAACACUCACCCAACGGCUGUUUCACUCCUCCCCUUCCGUCCACACACACACACACACACACACACACACA
This is a messenger RNA of Salpingoeca rosetta, 725 nucleotides long. RefSeq lists its product as uncharacterized. NCBI's taxonomy places the organism in Eukaryota, Choanoflagellata, Craspedida, Salpingoecidae. Gene Ontology annotation, biological process: transcription initiation at RNA polymerase III promoter; DNA-templated transcription. The coding region runs from base 46 to 657 and encodes 203 amino acids. Gene Ontology annotation, cellular component: RNA polymerase III complex. The record is from RefSeq and is a predicted model, not a curated record. The transcript is spliced from 6 exons.